UGCAGAGUCAAACUGCGCAGCUGCAGAGCCACAGCUCAAGGCUGGCUUCACCACAAUCGCGAUCAAAAUGGCAAUGGAUAAUUUCAUAUUUGCCCAGUGCAUCCUUUAUUUUUUAGCCUUCGUAUUUGGCUUUAUAGCGGUAGUACCUCUCUCGGAAAACACUGAUGAUUUUCGGGGGAAAUGUUUGCUGUUUACGCGAGGUAUGUGGCAGAACGAGAACAUCACGGUGUCGAAGCAGCGCUUUAUCAUUGAGGAAUGGGGACCACAGUCAUCCUGCAGUUUUAUCACUGCUGUCGGCAUCGCGUCACUAAUCCUGUCCGCUGUCCAAGCCUGGAGACUGCUGUUCUUUAUCUGUAAAGGCCACGAUGACUCAAUCUUCAAUUCCUUCCUGAACCUGCUUAUCAGCACCCUCAUAGUGUUUGCAGUGUUCCUUUCCAGCACAAUAGUCAGUGUGGGCUUCAACCUAUGGUGUGAUGCCAUCACAGAAGGAGGCAGCAUGCCCAGCAGCUGUGAGGAUCUGCAGGACACUGAUCUUGAACUAGGAUUGGACAACUCUGCAUUUUAUGACCAGUUUGCUAUAGCACAGUUUGGGUUGUGGGCAGCCUGGCUGACUUGGCUCAGUAUCACCGUCAUGGCAUUUCUGAAGGUCUACCAUAACUACCGUCAAGAGGAUCUGGUUGACAGCUUGAUCCAUGAGAAAGAGUUUUUACUCGGACGUUCCUCGCGACGCUGCUCUGAUGUGGUAGAAAGGAAAAGUGGCAUGAUAUAAAAGACACAACAUAGAUUAUGCUAUUAAUAACCUUGUAGUGUUACAGUGUGCUGCUCCUAGACAAUUGAAGUGUUUCAUUAGACAUAAAAAUCAGAUCCACAUGCACUGUAAAGUAAAAUUCUUGACACAUCAGAUGAGCUCAACUCAAACCUGCUUCGAAAUACAUUUUUGAAAUAUCCUUUGUGACACACAAUCAAAGUCAAUUUUACUGUAAUUUAUUGCCAGCCAUGUCUAACUAAAUGACAUGAUACAUUAGCUGAACAGUUAAGAUUGUAGAGCUCAGGUACCACAGAUACUAGUUUGAAACUAUUUCAGUUACAGUUGAACUAUAAUGACAUUCUGUCUGUAUGUGAUACAUGUUUCUUUACAUUUCCUUUCUGUUUUUGGGUUGAGUCUAAUUCUUUCCAUUUGAUGUUUCUAUUUAUGAAAUAUAACCAUGUAUAUGACUGUGAUAGUAUUUUUCUAAAGGAGCUGCUAUUUUAAGCCAUGCUUGCAUGUACAUUUGUGUUAUAUUAAAAUUAACAAAAUUAAAGUUCCUUUUCGCUUUACAGCUAUUUCAGUGACAUAAAGCUAUCUUCAUUAUGACAUCAAACUUCAAUGAAACAGUAUUAUAUAGAAAGUGCUGUAUUGUAUACGGACAGUGAUCAAAUAUACCAUAGUACUGAAAUCCACCAUAGCAUUAAUGAGGUACUAUGGUAACUACCAUGAUACGUGUAUAGAAAGCCAUCAAAUGUACCAUGGUAUAUUUUUAUAAGCGUUGUGAGACUUAUAAGAGUUUUUAAUGAUAAAAUUUUUUUUUUUUUUUUUUUUUGGGUUUACUUGCUUUUAUGGAUAGAAAGACCUCAUGAACCUUAAAGGUGAUUCUAUUUAAAACGACUGUUGUGCAUGCUGCAAUAAAAUAUUAUGUAUGCCUUUUUGGUUUACGCAUCUUCUGUUAUGUAAAGUUUAAUGCUUAUGAAACAGUCAUGAGUUAAUGGUAUAAGCACAAGUUAUGAGAAUAUCUCUGUAACACUCAAUCCCAUAUGUUUCUCACAAUAAAACAUUGUACAUACAGUAAUCAG
Messenger RNA from Paramisgurnus dabryanus, 1830 nucleotides. RefSeq names its product transmembrane protein 179a, genome duplicate B (gene tmem179ab). NCBI's taxonomy places the organism in Eukaryota, Metazoa, Chordata, Actinopteri, Cypriniformes, Cobitidae. The record is from RefSeq and is a predicted model, not a curated record.